GUUCAUAUCACAAGGAACAGUUCGAUCAAUCACUCGUCGUUGCGUCUACCUCUCUCCACAUUAUAUUCAUAUAGACACCUACCAUGAGUGUAUCAGGAGUGCUCAGGAAAGUGUCAAAACUGCUGCCAAGUUUGCUGCAGGUCGUCUUCAUAAUCGUGGUGCUGCAUCUGGUGUCCAAGGGCUUGAUAACAAAAGCGCGCAGGUCUCUGCGACAGGCUCUUGCAAGCCACUACGACGCACACGUCGACAGCCUCGUCCCCCACCACGUCUUCCGGAGAAGGCAACUCAUGCGACCAAAUCUCGCCAACUAUCAAAAAUGGAAUCAAAAAUUGAAAAUUCCCAAGCCUCGUUUCACGCAGGGGAAGAAACGGCGUCAUGAGCGAACGCAAGGAACCAGCACGAAACGGCCGCUGCUGGAGUUCCAGGAUUGGCAUGGAAUUAUGGAGAAAAGGAUGUUGGAAUUGCGCUCUGCAUGUGCCAGAUUGGGCCUCGGGUUAUGGAAGCUCGACUCAUCCACACGUCCUUCCAGUCCAGAAUAUCAGUCCAUUUACGUCCCAACGAGUCCUUCAUAUCAGUCCUUAUUCGUGUCCCGGGACCGAAACCUAACAUUUUGUCCCGUUUCCAACUCCGGGUCCAACUGGAUCUCGAAGAGGCUGUUGGAACUCACGGAGGAGUUCACAAGAGAUGAACUCGAAGAGCGACUACCAAGCCCGCCCUCAGUCCUCGCUCGACAUCUCUACCCUUUUCUGCCUUCUUGGGAACUUUACCCGAAAUUUUUAAACCAGUCCACUAAUAUCAUUAUUGUUCGACAUCCCUUUGAUCGGAUACUGCAUUACUAUCGCAGGUCACUCGAGAAUCCAAAGAAAAAUCCGAGUGAGUAUUUAAAGUUUGGCCGAAAGAUUGUCAACAAAUAUCGAAAAAUUCCAGUCCACAAGAAACAGCCAACGUUCGGUGAGUUUGUUCAGUUUUUACUUGAUUUGAAUUUAGGAAAUACGGAAGAACAAUGGCGUUCUAUCAUGCGGAAGUGCACACCGUGUCACAUUCCAUACAAUAUCAUUGGGCAUUAUGAAACGCUGUGGCAAGACGCCGUGCAUGCUUGGAAAACGGCCAACAUUUCGGUUGAAGUCCCCGCGUUCACUGAGACCGAAGUCACUCCUGAAAUCCGAAAGCUGUAUUUUUCCCGGGUGAAAAAAGACCAUUUACUGAAGCUGCACGAAAAAUAUAUAUUUGAUUUCCAGCUUUUCGGGUAUAAUAUCAGUGAACAUUUAUCGUACGCUCAUAACCUCGAAGAAUCUGUCAUCACUUCUACGAUAGCGACCACGGAAUUGCCGAACUACGAAAUGACUUCGGAUGAUAACAUUUGA
Molecule: messenger RNA, 1364 nt
Organism: Hyalella azteca
Lineage: Eukaryota; Metazoa; Arthropoda; Malacostraca; Amphipoda; Hyalellidae
Product: carbohydrate sulfotransferase 11-like
Exons: 3
Coding region: 84-1364 (426 amino acids)
Biological process (GO): carbohydrate biosynthetic process
Cellular component (GO): membrane
Molecular function (GO): sulfotransferase activity
Source: RefSeq, a predicted model, not a curated record